Notothenia coriiceps (black rockcod) is the source of this 3227-nucleotide messenger RNA. Its product is annotated as B-cell receptor CD22. The coding region runs from base 80 to 3070 and encodes 996 amino acids. Lineage: Eukaryota; Metazoa; Chordata; Actinopteri; Perciformes; Nototheniidae. The transcript has 16 exons. The record is from RefSeq and is a predicted model, not a curated record.
GUUAUAUGUAUUGAGAUGUACAUACAAUAGUGUACACACACUUUUUUUUACAGAUAUCAAGCUUCAGUAACACAAAACAAUGUUUGCUAAGAUAUUCGAGUGGUUGGUAUUUCUGGCAAUAAUAAAAGAAUUGUCUUGUGUCUUCUCACUCAAAGAGACUCCCCUGACAGCCACAGAGGGGUCCUGCAUCAAAAUCACCUGCAACGUCAAUAAAAGGGUUGAUGUUGUUGACGCACACUGGUUUUGGAUGAAAAAUGCAACUUGGGAUAAAGGUUCUUUCACCGGCACUGUCAUUUACAGCAGUAAUAACACAUUGCGUUCUGUCAGUCCAGCCUUUGCAGAAAGAGUUUCAUACAUCGGCUCUCCAUUUUCAAGAUGGAAAGAUGAUGGUACACCCUCAAAGGAGUGUAGUAUUAUAAUCUGCAACCUGACCAAAACUGACAGUGGAAACUAUUAUUUUAGAUAUAUAGGGAAGCAAGGGAGAGACACAUGGAUGACUAAACCGCCAUCACGCAUCACGGUUACUGAAAAUCCAUGCCCGAUUACUUUUGAGACACCGCCUGCUGUAAACGAAACUAAUUCGAUAACACUGACAUGCUCUACUUCAAGUUCAUGCACAUCAGAUCUACAAAUUCAUCCUCGAUGUCCAAACUCAAAUAACCAGUCAGAAAAGGAUGAAAAACAGAAAAGAAUCACAGACACUUUCAAAGUCACCUGGCUGGAUGAUGGGAAGGAAUUUUCAUGCCAAACCCAAAAUAACCCAGACAGCUAUUUGAUCCGCAAUAUCAGUGUGACUGUUGAAUAUGCUCCAAAAAACACAUUGGCUGAAAUGAGUCCAAUAAACAUUGUGGAAGGACAAAAUGUGACUCUAAGAUGCUCCGCCAAAGGAAAUCCUGACCCCACCUUUACCUGGUAUAAAAAUGAAAAAGCAGGAGAUGUAAAUGUAAAAAAUUUUGCAGUUUGGGACAUCCCAUCAAUUGGAGAGUCUUGGGGUGGAGAAUACCAAUGUGAAGCCAUAAACAGACAUGGUACAAACAAAUCGGACUUUGUCAAAAUUAAUGUCACAUAUAAGCCUGAAGUUCAGGUUGUGUCCUCAACUUCUGAAGUUAAACAAGGAGAUGAACUGACCUUGACAUGUAAGGUGACAAGAAGCAACCCACAACCCACAACCUAUGUUUGGUCAAAAAAUGGGACAAGUAUUGGGCAGAGGACACAGCUGUAUGUUGUUAAAAGAAUCGAGCCUGAGAACAAAGGCAGCUACACAUGUACAGCCACUAACACUGUGGGGAAUGGAACAUCAGACCCUCUUCAAAUUAUUGUUAAAUACGGCCCGAGGAAGACAACCAUCAGUAACCAUGGUAUAAAAGAGGAUCCAAAUGUGGGAGUCGGUAGCUCCAUUACAUUCCAAUGCAACACUGAUGCCAAUCCUGCACCAACGAGAUACUCCUGGUACCGAUACAACAAGAAUAAACGGAUCGACUCCUUACAGUGGACGUCCAGGACAACUGAUAACAACACACUGUGUUUGAACAAAGUACAGAGAUCAGAUGAAGCAUGUUACAUGUGCAAUGCAACCAACCUCAUCAGUACAGGGGAGGAUAGUGAACCGAAGUGCAUACAAGUAAUGUAUGCUCCCACAUCUGUCAGGCUGUCUAUGGAUGCUGCGGUCAGAGAAGGUCAGCUCAUCACCAUCAACUGCAUUGUUGAAAGCUUUCCACCGUCACAGCUCACCUUGACCAUGACUCCUACAUCAACUCCUCAGCCUUCAGAAAAGCAUUUAUUUGAAGCUGCAAAUGAUUGGCCCCAUAACACUCUUCAACACAAAUUUAAUUUAACUUCAACCCACACAGGCAAUUAUUUUUGCACUGCCACGAACAGUCAAGGCUCAACCAAAAGCAAUCAAACGACGCUGGUUGUGAAAUAUUCUCCAAAAAAUGUGACCAUAAGAGCUGAGCCUGCCCUUACUGUGAAUGAAAACAAGUCGUUGACGCUGCAUUGCAGUGCCAAGUCCCACCCACCAGCAACCUCUUUCACCUGGAUGAAGAUGACUGAUGGAAAGAGUAAAAUCAUCUGGAAGACUCACACCUUCAGUCUGAAGUCUGUCAGUUAUUCAGACAGCGGACUGUACAGAUGUACAGCCUGUAACGAAAUUGGAGCUGGAGACUCAAUGCAGGCUGAUGUUAAAGUAAACUAUGCUCCAAAACACACAAAGAUACUGAGAGCAGAAGACGGGACUCACUCUGUGGCGCUGAGCUGCAGCAGUCACAGCUAUCCCCCAGUUAUACAAUAUGUAUGGUACAAGGAGAACACGGGAGAAAAGGACGUCAAAGUGCAUGACCGUCAGAACUACACUGUGUAUUCAGAUCAACCUGGAGUCUACUACUGCACCGCGAAAAAUAAAAUAAAUCCGAUUCAGUCCUCUGAAAAGAUCCAUCUGUUUGACCAAAGCUGGAUGAAGGUCCUGUUUAGGUCCUUUCUUUUCUUUAUAACCCUGAUCCUAAUUUUGACAAUUUUCUUCGUCUACAGAAAAAAGAGGAAGACAUCAAUUCAACAAGGAUCUACAAACACACUGCCCUGUAUUGGGUUUCUGGGAUGGCGGAUGGGCCCCAGGGUGAGAAAUCGGAUAAACGAGCCCCGCCUGGCGGAGCCUUCCAGGAGCAGAGAUGACUUACUGCCAGAACAGCCGCGCCGUCCAAAGGCCCAACGGUGCCAGCCGAGCCCAGACUGCGCUGUUUACAGUCUUCUGAAUCUGCCCUCCGAACAAUCUGAAUCUGCUCAGCGUCCUUUUGCACAAAGGCCAAUCCGACAGCAAGGUGGACACACACAAGAUGAUUCUCUCAACUACGCGUCUUUGCACUUUGGAAAUAAGCAACAAAACAAACAGGCAGAAGAGGAAGUAUAUGCUAUUGUAUCCAAAGACAAAAAGAAUGAAAAGAGGCUCCAGGACUACGAGAACAUCAGCACAGCACACUCAGCCAUAUCUCCGAAUCCAUUGACUGAUGACACAGACACCAGUGAGGAUGAAUUAGAGAUCAAUUAUUCACAGGUGAACUUCAAGGCAAAGACUUAGAGAGCCGCCAGAGACUUGAUCAACUCUGAUGAAGAGGAGACGCAGUACUCUCACGUCAACAUCUGAGUUUACAUUAUCUUCCAAAGCGUUUGACACCGUUGAUCAUCGCAUCUUAAAGCAGAGGCUACUCAGUAUUGUAUUGGCAUAUCCAUCCAUG